Molecule: messenger RNA, 2703 nt
Organism: Hyaloscypha bicolor E
Lineage: Eukaryota; Fungi; Ascomycota; Leotiomycetes; Helotiales; Hyaloscyphaceae
Exons: 4
Coding region: 72-2426 (784 amino acids)
Biological process (GO): regulation of DNA-templated transcription
Molecular function (GO): DNA-binding transcription factor activity, RNA polymerase II-specific; zinc ion binding
Source: RefSeq, a predicted model, not a curated record
GCUCAAUUUAAUUCUUCCCUGGUGGUCAAAAUCACCGACGUACUCAAACCGACACAUCCAAAGCGCUUGCUAUGGAAACAACCACGAAAAGGAAGCGUCGGAGGCGGCUAUCAAACAAAAGCAACGGGCCUCGCGAAAAUCCGGCCGGCGAGGAGGCGAAGCGGCAGAAGUUGCUGUCCAAAUCCGCUCAGCCUCAACCAAACCCAAUAAACCUUCCUAAGCUGUGUCCACCGCCAUCAGGCCAAGAGCUAGAUCGACUAAACUAUCACAUUGACCUUCAAGAUUUUGCGAGAGGUCUUCAGCAUGCUGCCAAUGCCGUCUUCGCAGGCGAUCGGCGGUGUAGGUACACUCAUGUCUCUGCACUUCUCCUCUCUUGGGAGGACGAGGACCCUCAGCUUCCUGUCUCUUUAGAGAUCAAUGCUCUCAAGGAUGUGUUUAUUAGCCUGUAUGAUUUCGAUGUCGAAGAAUACCAGAUACCAGCCAUCAAUAGCCAUAUAGAGGUUAAUCUGAGAAUUCUCACGUUUUUAAAGGACAGUAAUGCCAGACAUCUCAAAAUCGUGUAUUAUGCAGGCCAUGGUAAGUUAAGCAAGCAUGGUCAAGCAUUGUGGACCAGCCGCCGAAAUAUUCUCCAGGACAGAUGUCCAACUGUAAAGUGGUCCGGAAUUCAGACCGCUUGUGAGGAGUCACCGUCUGAUGUCUUGAUCCUUCUGGACUGCUGUGCUUCAGGCAUGAGCAAUACUGACGAGGGAAACGGAGUGACUGAAUUGACUGCCGCUUGUGCAUUCAACAACACUGCGAAUGGCGUUGGCCCAUUUUCUUUCACCCAUACACUGAUUUCGCAACUGCGGAAGUCAUUUCGGAUGCCUUCGUUCAACGUCGCAUACUUGUAUAAUCUUAUUUUUACUGCAGUCCAAGGAUGGCAGGUCGAAGACCCAAAAUACAAGAAAGUACCAGUCCACCUUGUACUCACACAAGACUAUCGACUGCCCCGGAGCAUUACCAUUUCCUCGAAGAGAUCUCAAUCAAGCCCUCAACUACAACCUCCGAUCUCAUCAUCAGGGCUUUCAUUACUGAACGCAGCACCUACACCAGAAAGUCUAAACUCGUAUGGAACUCCCGUCACACAAUCAAGCUCGCCCGCGGAUAAGCCAUUCGAAACUGGAGGCGAUAUAAGCCCAUCGAGUAGUAACGAGACAUCACCUAGGACUUCUCCUUCUCAGCUCCCAGAAUACCCAAGACUGCUCUUCAGCAUUCGAAUCAGUGGAGAUAUCAAGCCUAGGCAGUUAUCUACUGAUUUGUUUGCAGAUUGGUUAGGAUCUGUGCCGAUCGCCGCGGAUCGUAUUACGAUAGAGGCUGGCUUUGCUAGCGAUUCUACUCUUCUUAUAAUCUCCAUGCCGAUUGAAUUGUUUGCAUAUCUGCCCAGAGAACCUGCGAUUACUUUGCUUGGGGUUUCUAGAUCCGCCAAUCUAUUCACGAUGGAGAGUGAGAAUUUUCAGACCAUGGCCGCAGCAGAUGCAGGUGCGGUGCAGGAAAUGGCUCUUACUGGCUUCGGUAAAAGUUGUGAUCGUUGUGGGACACUUCGCGUUCAAUGCAAUGCCACUGAAAAAUCUGUUUGCGCCCGCUGUUCUAAGGCAGGUGCAGAGUGUCGCUUUACUGGGGAUUGGAACCUCCCGGAGGUCGCAGUUUUGACGAUACGGGAGCUAGAAAAUAUGUACCACCAGGCCGAACGGGAGAACUCAUGUCUCCAAUCGAGGCUUGAGGAGCUGGAUAAACUGCACCAAUACCGCGAUCUUACUCCCCUAAAAGAGCCAGGCGGAAGUCCGCAACAGAUUAAUGAGAAGUUGUACCCACAGGCAGACAUGACAGGACUCACCUCCACCUCUGUGUGGCGACCCCACCACGUGGGAUCUGCUAAGUAUGAGCAUUUUUCGAUACCUCCUUGGCCGGAGAGUGAGAUAGUGGAGGAAUCAAAGCUUUUUGAAUCUACAGAUUCCUGUGAUGGUUGUCGUGAAGAAGAGGCACCAUGUAUUGCGUAUGGAUAUACCAUAUGCUAUAGAUGCGUCAAGCACAAUCUUGUAUGCUAUCCUCAACUCACAGAGCAUUUUGGUGGUGAUUGGAAUUUGGUCAAGGUAUUCAAAGAGAGUCAUCUAAAUCUCAAGGAGGAAGAACCAAUCAGUCGUCCGAAUGACCCCAAGACUUCUAACAUUCCAGUCAAGAACAAAGGUGAAAACGACCGGCAGAAUCCGUCGCUCCUCAAUGAUACUCUACUGUCGACGCGUACAUCUGUCGGAACCGUCGCACCUCCUAGCACAGUUACACAUACCUCGGUGCCAACCUUACAAACGCCAGCUCCUGUCGACGCCCGUCAACACAGUUACGGCCACCGUCAUUAUGGUCGUUUUUCAACGGCCCGACGGCAUUACUGAGGUGAUUGUCGCUUCUCUCCUCACAACAUCGGUUUCGGGAAAUUUGACGGCGCAUGGACAGGUGUCAGAUAUCGUGGAUCUAGUUUCCUAUUUUGGGUAAAGCUUGCGAUCGGAAUCGCACGAAUCGCAUGGGAUCGCAUUUCCUAUUAAGUAAAGGGCAUGAGUAGCUACUAAUACACCCAACCGGCCGCCAAUUCUCUAUCCACUUCUAUUAUUAUCAUCCGUGGCUUCACCAUUUAUAGCAGUGGAUCCUAUAAGCACUACCGCUACCACAUGA